Messenger RNA from Ruditapes philippinarum (Manila clam), 4408 nucleotides. RefSeq names its product neurotrophin receptor-interacting factor homolog. The record is from RefSeq and is a predicted model, not a curated record. NCBI's taxonomy places the organism in Eukaryota, Metazoa, Mollusca, Bivalvia, Venerida, Veneridae. Gene Ontology annotation, cellular component: nucleus. Gene Ontology annotation, biological process: regulation of transcription by RNA polymerase II. The coding region runs from base 333 to 1727 and encodes 464 amino acids. Gene Ontology annotation, molecular function: DNA-binding transcription factor activity, RNA polymerase II-specific; RNA polymerase II cis-regulatory region sequence-specific DNA binding. The transcript is spliced from 3 exons.
GAGUACAAUCAUGUACCCUUACAUUUGAAAUUGAGUGGGCAUGAUGCUAAUCAUAUACAAUAUAACUUUGUUUUGUGAAGAAAAUAACAAUUUCGUUAACUUAGUGUGAUCUUAAAAUGAAGUACAAAGUAAUAAUUGUAACAUUUUUGGCUAUGAAAAAUGUGAAAUAUCACUGUAAAAGUUUGCUAAAAUGACUUGUUAAAUUUGACAUCUUGAAAUUAACUUAGAGACAGGGGAAAGUGAGCAUUUUUGACAUGUCAAGAAUAGGCGGUUUGUUGUUUUAAUGAAAUGGUUAAAAUCUUAUUGAACUUUAACUUUCAGUUUUGGCCCUAAUGAUGGAUGGGGGUCUAGUCAUGGAACAAGAUUUAACUCAGGCUGUCAAGAUAGUGAUCAAGUAUGAGAUACAAUCAUUAUUAAGCCGUCUGUCAGAGAUAGGUGAAGAAUAUAUUGUACUGACAGCUAGCACAGGUGAGGGCACAUGUGGACAUAUUGGCUCAGCAAAAGGAGAAGGCUUUGUGAAGUCAUCCGGUCUAAAUUCUGUCAAGCAAGAAUUUCUUAACUUUUGUUCAGGGAAGGAAAAAUCUCCUCAACCCCCACCUAUUGUAAAUACCACCUCAACUCCUAAGCCAAACAGACGCAAAUCUACCCCAAGAUGUAAAUUCCAACAAAGCGCAGUUGUAGUGAAGCUGGAAGAUUCCAUAAUUCCUGAAAUAUCAACAUCCAUUAAAGAAACAGAUCUCACUUCCUCAAUCCUCACUGAUUCAGCUCUAGAUCUGAGCGAGAAAUCCUCCGGCUAUUCAUAUACCUUGGAUAGCAAAGAUGAUGUCCUGAAGUAUAACGGGAAAGCAGCGCAGAACGCUUUUCCUGGUUUCCCAUAUGAAGAGCUUGCAAAUGAUACUAAAGAGUUUCAACAGGUGAAAUUGCCACGCUUUACUUGGCAAGAUGAAAAACUUAAGUGUGUUAGUCAAGAGAUGGCUGACAAUGGUGGUGAGAAUUUUUCAAUAAAAUUGGAAAAAGAUGCAGUUGAUCAAAUUGAAAAUGGAGCCCUUAAAAGUUUGCCUUUUGGCGAUGUUAGUGUGUAUGAUGGUCUAAGUAUUUUCGAGAGGGGGAGACAGCAGCUGGGUUUAAGAAAUAGAAGGAAAAAUCGGAGAGCACCAGUGAAAAUACAGAAGAGAGAGCUGAAUGUUGAUCUUCCUUUGGACACAGCUGGCAGUUCAGUUGUUAAAAUGGAAAGUGAAAGUGCAGUUGAAGGCUUAGACAAUCAAAUAUUAAAUGCAUUAAGUGUUGCUAAUAUAAAUGGUCCCGAGAUAGUAAAUAAUAAUUUGGAUUUGAAAUCAGGGGUGUCUGGCAAUAUGAGAAAGGCUGCCAAAAAGCACAGCACUAGUGAAAUAACUGAUAUGAAAAGUGCAUUUGAAGAAAUCGGAAACAUGGCCAAAUGCUUGAUCUGUAAUAAGAUUCUCGCAAAUAAAAACAAUCGCACGUUUCACUGGCGGUCACAUGUUGGGGAUAAGAGGUACACAUGCGAUAUCUGCAACAAAGCAUUCACUCAUCCAUCUAAUAUGCGAUCACAUCGUAAAAUCCACACGGACGAAAAACCAUUUCCAUGUGACCUGUGUGAGCGAAGGUUCAGACGACGGGAUUAUCUUCUGCAGCAUUUGGAACGCUUUCACUACAAUCCAAAACAAUCAGAAAAGUCUCAGGCGGAAGGUGAGAGCAACAGUAACUGAGUACAUUUAAACCAAUAGGUCUGUUUAUCUCAAAAUUAAAGCCUGUCUGGUUGUAGGCAGUGAUUAUAUUUUUGCUCCAACAAAUCUUUUUUACAUAUGUGUGUACAAUCACCUAUAUUUGCUAAACUUAAUUUUAGAGUAAUUCUGCAGGAUAUAUUAUAAAUCCAUGUUUUGUAGAAGCCUGUAAAACUGUAAAAAGGCCCUUAAUUGGUAAGAAUGAACAAAUGUAAGGAAAUUUAUAUGCAGUAAUGAACAAUAUGGUAUUAUAAUUAUUAUUGUAGAUGAAUGGUGUUUUUAUAAAGAUAGUCUUCUCAUAUGUAAGAGGAAUACAUUAUUUAUAAUUGGCUGGGUACAUACGGCAAAGUAUCUUUUUAUGAAGCAUAUUUUAUCCCACCUUAAUUAGAAUACCUGGAAGAGUUAUUUGACUACCUGAAACAGCUAUUUAAAUUUUCAUUAGAAUACCUGGAAAAGCUAUUUUACUACCUGAAACAGCUAUUUAAAUUUUCAUUAGAUAGAAUACCUGGAAAAGCUAUUUUACUACCUAAAACAGAUAUUUAAAUUUUUAUUAGAAUACCUGGAAAAGCUAUUUUACUACCUGAAACAGCUAUUUAAAUUUUUGUAAGAAUACCUGGAAAAGCUAUUUUUCAGAAUAUCUGAAACAGCUAUUUUAUUAUAAUACGUAGAAGGGCUUUUUUGAAUGACAUGUUUCAAAACAUCAUUCUGUCAACAGGCCUACAAGCUUUCAACAACACAGUUACACUGUUUAACCUCAUUUUAAAGAAUUUUUUUUUUUAAUUUGUUAACAUUCCCAAACAGAAGGGAAAAAAUAGUUGUUUUUUUGUGUUACAAAACUUUGAAGAAAUCCAGCGAAGUAAAAUAUAUGCUCAUUAUGAUGUACAAAAGCUGACAAUCUAAAUUAUCUUUUUGUAUGAGAAAAUGUAAGAGUCAAUUUUUUUUACAUAUUUUUUUAUCUAUUAAUAGUGUUUUUCUCCACAGGCUGUGAAUCGUGUUUCUAAUUCUUCAAGGUGUGUUCAUAAAGAUCAUUGGCAAGUCCCAGUUAUUGAAAACACAUUCCAUAUUACAGAAUAUUAAACUUACAAUGUUUAUACAGUAUUAAAGAUGUACGUCAUUCCAUCAUAAGCCAGAACGUGCCAUGCUGGGCAGAUGUACACAUAAGAGUUGUAAACAUUGAGAAAAUUACAUUAUAACUCUGACAGUAUUGAUUUUACAUAGGUUAAAAUUAGAAAACGCUUAGCUUUUUCAAAAUUGUGAAAGCUCGCCGUUGAUUGGCUGUUUGAAAAUUCACAAGAAAGUGAUAACCUAUUGGUGAUCAUCAGAUCCUAAUGCGUAGCAUCAUUUAGGAGCUGAUUUUAAUCACAUUGGAUUUUUAUCCUAAAUUUCAUGGAUUAAUUACAAACAUUUACAAACUACAACUUUGAAAUAUAGGAAGAUGAUCUAAAAAUGAUUGCUUUAUUUGGAACUGAAGAUAUUUUUAUAAUUACUACAGUUAUAAUCUCAAAGACUGGCUUGUCCACAGACUUUUUUUUUGAACACACCUUGUACAUUUUGAAGCAUUCAUCGUUUUGUACAUAUAAACAAAGAUUCAGUGUUUGUUUUUAUUUCUGUAAUUUUGUUACUGAUUACAUCUUUCCGAUAGAAAACGUGCGUUAAUUUACAUUAUAUUUGUUACAUAUCAGUAUAUUAUAUAUCGAAACAUAUCAAAAUAUUUAUAUAUACAAUAUAAUUACAUUCCUGGAAGUUUAUUGCUCAAAGUAUGUUAUAUUUAGUUACUGUUAGAUUUUAUAUAAAAAAACAGGACUCUUAUUUUUUGGUCAAUUUGUUUUGCUCUUUUGUCGCAGCUCAGACAGUAUUGUUUAUAAUGAUAUAUUAUAGAAUAUAUGACAAUCAUUGAUAUUUUGUAUGCACUUUUUUUUCUAAAUGUAAACUAUGUAAGAUAUAGACUUAUAUGUCAAGAAUAUAUAAAAUAUAUGUGCUACAUGCAAAAGGUAAUAUUGCUUUUAUAGUUAGUGCCCAGUUUGGGAUCUGUACAGAUACAGGUUAAGAAUGUAAAUUCAUCGAGGACCUUUUGAAACGGUUGCAGUUGAUACAUGUUAUAAAGCUAAAGAUACCCAACAGAUUUUCUCAUGAUAUUCUAAGAUACAUGUAAUGUACAUUGUAUAUUAUACUGUAACUAAGAAAUUUCAACCGAGUGAUUAUUAGUUGGCAAUAUUGGCGAUAUCUAAUGUAUGUUGUUUACCUAUAUUUUUUUUAUAAGGUUAAUUUGUAACAGGAAACACACAUUAAGACUACAGUACAACCUGUGUAUAGCAACCACCUUUGAGAAAGAAAGAUUUAGAUUUAUGCUUGAGUGAUGCUGCUCAGUAUAGGUUAAAUGUUUUCAAUGAGUCUGAUUUUUAGAAAUAUUGAUACGUUUUUUGUAAAGAGGUAAUUGCCCUAUUGUAAAGAGGUAAUUGCCAUACAAAGAGGUUGCUUUGCAGAGGUUGAACUGUAUCAACAAAUAUUACUAAUAACUAGGUACUGUAGUUAAAUUUGUUCAAUUAUAUUUUUGCUUGUUUUAAUAUCCCUAACAUUAUUGAUAGACAGGUAGUUGUAAAUGUAGAUUUUGUAUAAAUGAUUUUUUUUGCCUUAUUUCCAUUUUUCCAAAAUGGCAUAAUUUAAUG